GCGGACGACGGACCAUGCGAUGGCAUGUUUCGUCGCCACCGGGACGCCGGACCAUGCCAUGGCAUGGUCCGGCGGCUCCGGGACUCCGGACCAUGCCAUGGUAUGGUCCGGCCCCUCGACGACGCCAGACCAUAGAGUGGCAUUGUCCGGCGGCUCCAGGACUCCGGACCAUGCCGUGGUAUGGUCCGGCGCCUCCACGACGCCAGACCAUAGCAUGGCAUGGUCCGGCGGCUCCAGGACGGCGGACCAUGCCAUGCUAUGGUUCGGCGUCUUCGACACCAAACGAUGCCAUGCUUUGGUUCGGCGGCACCAGGACUCCGGAUCAUGCCAUGGCAUGGUCCGGCGUCUCCGCGACGCCAGGCCAUGUCAUGGCAAGGUCCAGCGGCUCCGGGAAACGGGACCCUGCCAUGGCAUGGUCCGGAGUCCCGGAGCCGCCGAAACAUGGCAGGCCAUGGUCCGGCGUUCCGGCGGCGGCGGACCAUGCCGCGACAUGGUCCGGGGCCCCGGAGCCACCCGACCCUGCCGGGGAAUGGUCCGGCGCCACGUGCCAUUCCGUGUUGGGGUCAUCGCAUCGCGAUGCGCGGGCGGAAGGGUCGUGCCAAUGCAAUGUAAGACCAUGGGAUGGUUCGGCGCCCCAGGGAUGCCGGAGCAUACCAUGGUCCAGCGCCUCGGGCGCUCCAGACCAUGGGACGGUCCGCCGCCCCGAGGACGCCGGACCAUCCAAUGGUCUGGCGCCUCGGGGACGCCAGACCAUACCAUGGGAUGGUCCGGUGCCCCGGGGACGCCAGACCAUACAAUGGUCCGGCGCCUCGGGGGUUCCAGACCAUGGGAUGGUGCGGCGCCCCGGGGACAACGGAACAUCCAAUGGUCCGGCGCCUCAGGGGCUCCAUGCAAUGGGAUGGUCCGGCGCCCCGGGGACGCCGGACCAUGCCAUGGUCAGGCGCCUCGGGGACUCCAGACCAUGGGAUGGUGCGGUGCCUCGGGGACACCGAGACAUCAAAUGGUCCAGCGCCUCGGGGGUUCCAGGCCACAGCGUCCCCAGGAUGGUACGACGCCCCGGGGACGCCGAAACAUCCAAUGGUUGAGCGCCUGGGGGGCUCCAGGCCAUGGGAUGGUCCGGCGCCCCGAGGACGACGAACCACACCAUGGUCCGGCACCUCGGGGACGAGAGGCCGACCAUCGAAGGUCGGGAAACCCGCAUCGCUGCCUGCGGCUCAAACCAUGCACACGUCGAACGUCAACAGUGAGAAGGGGAGCUGCCCACAUCCGUCAGAGUCAUCUACUGCAUACCGAGGAACUCCAUCAACGCAACAACCCCUCUCCACUGAGUCUCCAACUCUGAGAGCAUGUCCCCUCCAUUCGGGAAGCUUUGCCGAAACAGUAACUCCUCGCCACGUUCAAUUCAUGCUCCUAAGAAGAGAAAAAAUAGUUCUUCAAUAUGAGAAUCACCCAUCCCAUACUGUAGUCUGAAGGUUGAGACUGGAGGAUUUAAUCAAGGCAGUCAAGCAUG
Molecule: messenger RNA, 1510 nt
Organism: Chara braunii
Lineage: Eukaryota; Viridiplantae; Streptophyta; Charophyceae; Charales; Characeae
Source: the annotation of a GenBank genome assembly